AUGGACCGCUUCGACGUCAUCAACUUUGCCGACCUGACGGGGCCCGACGGCGGCGAGUGGGUCAAGAUCGGCGGUGGAAGCUUCGGCGUCGUGUUCAAGGGCGAGUACCUCGGGACGCAGGUCGCCAUCAAGGAGGUGCUGCCCAACAACACCUACGACGUCGAAAAGUACUUUGAGCGCGAAUGCGUGCUGAUGAAGGAGGCGCGGCACCCCAACAUCACGCAGUACAUUGGCCUCACCAAGAGCCCAGGGCCCGACGGCCGGAUCUACAUCAUUUCCGAGUUUGUCGGCGGCAACCUGCGCGGCUACAUCGCCGACAAGAAGAAGCCGUUCCCCUGGCGGCUGCGGAUGAGCUUCGCUAUGGACAUUGCGCGCGCCCUGGCCUACCUCCACGCGCGCAACUGCAUGCACCGCGACCUCAAGGGCGAGAACCUGCUCAUCACGGCCAACGAGCGCAUCAAGGUGUGCGACUUUGGCUUUGCGCGGAUCGCGGCGCGCAACGACGACGAGAUGCGCCGCAUCUCGUACUGCGGCACCGACGGCUACAUGUCGCCCGAGAUCCUGCUGGGCCUCGACUUUGGCCUGCCCUCGGACGUCUUUUCGCUCGGCGUCAUCUUUGCCGAGAUUGCCUCGCGCCACCUCGUCGACAGCCAGACGUUCAAGCGCACCGUGCCGACCUUUGGCCUCGACGCCGACGAGGUGCGCGAGAUGGCGUGCGAGGGGUGUCCGGAGGCCUUUAUCCAGCUCAUCCUCGACUGCGUCGAAGAGGACGCCCGCGACCGCCCCGACAUGCGCCAGGUCGUCGUCCGCCUGCGCACCAUCGAGCGCGAGGUGCUGCUGCGCGACGAAAAGGAGAACCGGUACGCCAUCGGCAGCGUCCGCGGCGCCACGGUCCACUCGAUCAUGGGCACCAAGCUCAAGCGCAUGACGGCGCCGCGCCUGCCCAGCUUCAACGGCGCCGUCAAGCUCGGCUCGCACUCGCGCCACACGUCCGAGGACGACGAGGCGAGCGGCAGCAGCGGCGACGAGCUCGAAGAGGCGCUCGUCGCGCUCGAAAAGAUCGGCAUCGACCCGGACGACCCCAAGAAGCAGGGCUCGCUGAAGGCCACGAGCACCUUCAAGGUGUCGGGCCACGGCAACCCGUGGUGGAGCGAGGACAACGGCGACAGCCUGCCGAGCAUCAACCAGUCCUGGCUGCCGUCGCCGCCCACCUCGGCGUCGGCGAGGCGCGGCGAGUCGCAGGACGGCCUGCUCGCCAACCAGGACUACGCCGACAGCGACUACAGCACCUCGGUCAUCCGCUCGUCGAAGCUGACGCAGAAGCACGCGCCACUGCCCAUCAUGGAGGAGCCGGCCAGCUCGACCAUGACCGUGACGCAGGACAGCAGCAGCAGCGGCGGCGGCGGCGGCGGCCGCGACAACAACCACAGGAACGGGCACGCCGGCCACGCACACAACCACAGCAACGCCAGCAGCACCGACAGCAGCCCGCGGCGGCAGGGGGGCGCCCACUCGGUCGAUCCGUCGUUUAUGACGGCGCACACGCACCGUGCCGACCCUUCGCUCGCGCUCGCCACGCUCGCCUCUGCGCCCUCGGACUUUUACGCCGCGCCCGGACCCAUCCACCACCGCUUCACGCUGGUCAAGAACAGCACCAAGCGGCCGGCCUCGAUCGCCGUGACGGCAGCAGCGGCCGCGACGGGCGGCGGAGGCAACAACCUGCUCAGCUCGCCCGGCAGCCUCCUGCCGCCCGCCGUGAUGCUGAGCAAUGCGCUGGCAAAGUGCUGGGUGUGCGGCAAGCGGAUCGGGUGGAAGCCGUUUAUGGACUGCGACGACUGCCCCCCGUGCUGA
Pseudozyma flocculosa PF-1 is the source of this 1851-nucleotide messenger RNA. RefSeq lists its product as uncharacterized. Gene Ontology annotation, molecular function: protein kinase activity; ATP binding. Lineage: Eukaryota; Fungi; Basidiomycota; Ustilaginomycetes; Ustilaginales; Ustilaginaceae. Bases 1 to 1851 code for a protein of 616 amino acids. Gene Ontology annotation, biological process: protein phosphorylation. The transcript is spliced from 3 exons. The record is from RefSeq and is a predicted model, not a curated record.